Molecule: messenger RNA, 296 nt
Organism: Acaulospora colombiana
Lineage: Eukaryota; Fungi; Glomeromycota; Glomeromycetes; Diversisporales; Acaulosporaceae
Source: the annotation of a GenBank genome assembly
CUACAAACGAGCAGGCAGAUAGCGAUGGCAUCAAACAAGCACCUAUAGAUUGCCUUCAGGUUGUAGUGAUUGAAGAUGCACUCGCAUGGAGAAGGUACGAAAGCCAUCGAAAGGCUUUGCAGACGAUGUCGAGUAACGGCGCUAGACUAUUGUCCAGCCAUGAACUCUGUCAUCAACAUGAUAAUACGGCAGCUUGGUUGGUUUACUUAUGGAACGUUGUCGAUAUCUAUCUUACUGAUAAAGAGGCUUUAGAUGAUGAGCCUUUGUUCGACAGGCUCUUUCUUUCAUCCGUCCAG